Tachysurus vachellii is the source of this 6160-nucleotide messenger RNA. RefSeq names its product tetraspanin 17 (gene tspan17). The coding region runs from base 384 to 1196 and encodes 270 amino acids. Lineage: Eukaryota; Metazoa; Chordata; Actinopteri; Siluriformes; Bagridae. The record is from RefSeq and is a predicted model, not a curated record. The transcript has 8 exons. Gene Ontology annotation, biological process: regulation of vascular endothelial growth factor signaling pathway; protein localization to plasma membrane; protein maturation. Gene Ontology annotation, cellular component: membrane.
UUGUUGUAUCCGCGCUCGCGCCGCUUUUUAAUGGCUUGCUGGAAGCUGAAAUUUUCUCUCAGUCCCAAAUCCGGUUAAAUAACAAACAUUAUUCUCCCAGCAACACGUUAAUGGCAGCGUGUCGCAGGAAAUGAGCGUCACCCAGCGCCGUGUCAUGUAUAUAUUGUGAGCGCGAGCGCUAACCGUUAGAUUGUUGUUAUUGUUGUUGUUGUUGUUGUUGUUGUUAGCUAGCAGCCAGGUUGCUAACUAGGCUAGCUAAUAAUGGAUUCCUGCCUCCCUAGCUAGGGUUUAUAAACGUUUACCUUGUUUAUUUUGUUCUAAAGCUUUGUUGUUUAUUGAGUAAAGUCAAAGCGAGCUCUUUAGGGGGUUUAUUUUGGCUCAGGAUGAGUAGAAAACAUCACCAUUACAAAGGAGCUGAAGUGAGCUGCUGCGUCAAAUAUUUCCUCUUCGGCUUUAACAUUAUAUUUUGGUUGCUGGGAGCGGCGUUCCUGGCAAUCGGACUCUGGGCAUGGGCUGAAAAGGGUGUGCUGGCGAACCUGUCAUCUAUCACUGAUCUGGGCGGCUUUGACCCUGUGUGGCUCUUCAUCGUAGUUGGAGGUGUGAUGUUCGUACUUGGCUUCGCCGGCUGCAUCGGUGCUCUAAGAGAAAACACCUUCCUGCUCAAAUUUUUCUCAGUGUUCUUAGGCCUGAUCUUCUUCCUGGAACUCACGGCUGGAAUCCUGGCCUUUGUCUUUAAAGACUGGAUCAAAGACCAGCUGAACUUCUUCAUCAACAACAACGUCAAAGCGUACAGGGACGACAUCGACCUGCAGAACCUCAUCGAUUUCGCCCAGGAAUACUGGUUGUGCUGCGGUGCCCAUGGACCCGACGAUUGGAACCAGAACAUCUACUUCAACUGCACGGAGCUGAACCCAAGCCGAGAGCGCUGUGGAGUUCCCUUCUCCUGCUGUGUCAAAGAUCCGGCUGAAGAUGUUCUGAACACCCAGUGCGGAUACGACGUGCGGCUUCAAGCUGAGCUUGAUCGACAGCGGUACAUCUACACAAAGGGGUGUGUGGGGCAGUUUGAGAAGUGGCUGCAGGACAAUCUGAUCGUCGUGGCUGGCAUCUUCGUUGGUAUUGCACUACUACAAAUCUUCGGCAUCUGCCUCGCCCAGAAUCUGGUGAGUGACAUCAAAGCGGUCAAAGCCAACUGGUGACGCACGGUGACAGAGAGGUGAAGCCCAGUGACCUCCGUGUUUUAUUUUAAUUUUAAAACACCUUGGAGCAGAGAUUCACGUUCUCCUGGAUCUUUACACGCACACUGACAUUCCAGAUGAACCGACUCUCCUCGUUUCUUUUUUUUUUUUAAUUACUAAUGUGAGAAUGCUGUCAAAAACAAAAAAAAACAAACAAACAAACAAAAACAACAGGGAGGCGGAGCCUCUCUAUAAAAACGUUGCGCUUUUCUUCAGCCUGUGGAAGCUUUCUGGCUCCUAUGCACUUGCGGAGAGAGACGGAUCUGUAUAAAGCCUUAUUACGAGUUUCCCGCUCUUCUCGUUCCGGAUGUAAACGUCAUCCACAGAGACAUUCAAGACGACACGUUUCUUUCAUCCACGGCAGUCAAAGGGACGGAGGACGUUUCGUAUAACGCGUGAUAUCGCUCGACGGGAUUCUUCGUAAAUAUCCUGCUUCCGAGUCUCUUUAAAAAAAAAAAAAAAUAAACAUUUUUUUUUGUAUGUAAUUUUUUUUUGUUCAGCUAUAAUAUAAAUAGUGAUAUGCUAACGUUAAACAGAUCCUGUAACAAUAUGAACAAUGCUGCUUUAACUCGUAGAGGAUUAUAGAGUAUACGCUAUACUAACCAAGAAACAUUCUACAUUUUAAACCAAGAGGGAGAUUCCACUGUUCACUUCCGUUCAAGAGCCAAACCACUAUGACAGACUUCACCUCCAUCAUUUCUGUCUGUCCUUCUUCCUGCUGCCUGCCCUGCUUCUAUACGCACAACCGUACAUCCUUCCACAUAAACACGUGCACACAGUUUGUCCAUCUUUGGGUAAAGUCACUUCAGAACACUUCAAAAAUCCUGACGAGACAUUUCUCUAGCACUCAUUUUCUUAGUACGCGUACACAUCCGUUAAAAAAGGCAGACGCUUGUUCACAGCAUAGCCGAUUAACAAUAAGCCCCGCCCAUAAAACUCCAUAAAAGGAAAGUUCUGCGAAAAACGGCGACUAAACGGUAAAAGAGCUCGAUACACAAAAAUACCGUACAAUAACGCAGCACCUCCAGCGCGACACCUUGGCUACUAGAGACGCCUCCGACCUUUUAUAGGGUGCCAUUACUUUUUACCACCAAUUCCACCUCUCUAUGACAUGGAGAUAAUUCUGAGCUGUUGUCGAGAAUGAUUGGCUUAUUACAGGUUUAAUAACACCUCACAUAAUUAACAGUUUACUAACGUUCUCACUGCUAGCUAUAAAAGAAACCUACAUUACCUCCGUCUUGGUCAGGCUCAGGUUAGGGGCGUGGCCUGAAAUUUGAAUUCGCGUGCCGGGAAUUACGGCUUUCCUACUUGGUGGAAAAGUGUUACAGGUGCCAACAUGUAGGGUGUGUAGGAUUGUUGAUGAGGCAAUGCAGGAGAAAUCGUCGGUCGUGGCUAACGUGUUCACGUUUUUCUUUUACAGAUCACAGGGAUUUGUAAAGGUGUAUUUGUUUGUCUCCUGUGUGGUGAAGCGACAGAAAAUUUAUAUCCUGUUGUUCGGAAACGGAGGUGGGAGGGGCUUACUGGCUCUCCGCUGUCACUCACAGCGACGGUAGCCAAUCGUAUGCAUUUGUGCAUUCGUGCAUGCGGAAGAGGGCGGAGUACCGUACUGUGCCCCUCCCCCACUUAAACAAACAGCAGUCUUAGUAAUACAAAUAUAAAAAUUGCACAUUUGUAUAUUUAAAUGUAUAGGUUUGAUUCUUAUACAGUAGCAAUAUUGGUGCAUCUAUAAGUAUUCGUAAGAACAGAUUAUAAGUGCUGUUAAACCUGUAAUAAGCAUACGAACGUCUCACACGCCGAGCACUACGAGGCGAACCUGGGAUGAUUUAAACCAGAGACUUGUGUUAGUAUUUAUUAUGGUAUCUAUGGACCAUGUAUACACACACACACACACACACACACACACACAGCUCAGGCAUUUACGUGCACAUCCGAGGUCUAAAGCCGUCAUACGUCAGGGAAAAGUGUGUCGUAGGACUUUUGGUAAACAUGGCUGCAUGUUGCUGGUGUUGGUGAGAGAGGUGAAUAUUGUGCAUGCUCUUUUUAUUAUUAUAUUAUUAGAAUUAGAAUUAUAUAUUUUUUUUGUUUUGUUUUAAAAACCGCUCGUUUUGAGAGCGUGGCGUUCGUCACAGUUCAAGUUCUCAGCGUUCCGUCUGAGGCACAGAUGUUUAUGCACACGCAAAGGCAACGCCAUUCUUCAGACCCGUGUUCAUGUUUCUUUUCUUUGUUGUUAAAGCGGAGUGGCCUUUCUUGUUCUCGUUCUCUGUGGAGUCCCAUCACCCCACCCCACCCCACCCCACCCCACCCCACCCCAUCCCAUCCCAUCCCAUCAUCCCUUCCCAUACAGUAUAUACUGCGCUUCCUCAGUAACGCUAACAUCAGAUGAUUGACCUUCCGUGUUGUACCUUUACUUAUUUUAUUUCCAUAAGCCUCCAAAGUUUAAUAAUCAUCACACUUGUAAUGUUUUAGCCCAUAGAUUUACACACUAGAGCUUUAGAUAGGUGACUCGAUCUGAGCUCCAUUCAUACUUUCCAUAAGUAAGUGCCCCCUACACACACAUUCUAUUCUAUUAGAUUUAACAUGCUGGGCACAUGAGAGGAUCAGAGGUUGAUCUUUUACACAGUAUUUUUUUUGUCAUAGAGUGUUUAUUUUAACUUUUGUCUUUUUACGAUUUCAAUCCAUUCAGCUUGAAAAGGGGGUGGGGAAAUAAAUAAAUAAAUAAAUAAAUAAAAAUAAAUUCCACAUAUUAAAUAGGAAACAAACACAGAUGAACUUAUAUAAGAAUUAAAGAGCUGUGAUUUAUUGUAUAUAUUAUAUAAAGAGCAAACAGUUACAGAUUUGCGGACAUCAGGAUAAAUGAAAGCCGCAGCUUUACUUCUGACUGUUUGACGUCCACGUGUUACUAUAGAAACGGUAAAGUAUUAGGAACGACUGCUGCAGGUAUAGAAAAUCAAUCUUUUCCCUUUGACCAAUCAGAACACAGAAUUGAACAGAACUCAACCGCCUUCUGGAGGAAAAUCCGAUACUACAUGAAGCAAGCUGUGGAUAGAAACACGAACCUCUCACUAAUCAACAGUCAUUAACAAUCAUUAACAGUUUAUAAAACAACACUCUCAAAACAUCGUUUAAAGCACUUCUACACAGAUAAAGAUCUACGUUUGCAUUUCUUGUAUCCAGACAGCAGCCUCGUGGCUUCACGGCUCAGUCGACAGUAAUCUAGGGCUCUAAUUUGGCUUUCUAGACAAGGUUUAGACUUUUUAUCCAAAUGAUCCGCAAGACCUUUUAAAGCAGGUUUAAAACAGCGCCGUUAAAAUUAAAAACGAAAUCCAGUUCAUUUCGGCGGAUUUUCUUUCACAUAGCAACGUGUUUUCAUUACUUUCGUUUAUGCGUUUUGUUUAUUUGCUCAUUCUGAAUAUUUUUCUUUUCUAUCGCUUAACAUUAAGCUAGGGGUCACGGUGGCUUAGAGGUUAGCACGUUUGCCUCACACCUCCAGGGUUGGGGGUUCGAUUCCCGCCUCCACCUCGUGUGUGUGGAGUUUGCAUGUUCUCCCCGUGCCUCGGGGGUUUCCUCCGGGUACUCCGGUUUCCUCCCCCGGUCCAAAGACAUGCAUGGUAGGUUGAUUGGCAUCUCUGGAAAAUUGUCCGUAGUGUGUGAUUGUGUGAGUGAAUGAGAGUGUGUGUGUGUGUGUGCCCUGCGAUGGGUUGGCACUCCGUCCAGGGUGUAUCCUGCCUUGAUGCCCGAUGACGCCUGAGAUAGGCACAGGCUCCCCGUGACCCGAGGUAGUUCGGAUAAGCGGUAGAAAAUGAAUGAAUGAAUGAAUGAAUGAACAUUAAGCUAAGGACACAACGCUAACGACUUCCUGGUUAGCUUUCGGUCUUCGUUAGCCAUGUUAGCGGAUUUGAUUCCGCUCCGUUUCAUAGUGCGAAGCGUCAACGUCUGCAGGAUCUCCAAAACCCUUUCACAAACUCGCUUAAAGGAAUAGUUUGUUUUGUGGGGGCCAUAAUAUUAUUAUUAUUAUUAUUAUUAUUAUUAUUUCUAAUCCAAACUAUUCCUUUACGACUCAAAUCACGAUCUGAUCAUCACUCAAACCGAGGACACUUCUGUCUCUUAGCAGUCUUUCGUUCACCUGUAAAUUCAGGGCAGCACACAUUCAUCGCGACGCCGUGAUUUUGUCUGGUGAACUUUUCCACAUUGUGAAGUUACAAACUGAAACAGACUCCAUUCAGCGAUAAAAUGUGAAUCUACACAAAAUAGCUGACUUCUGAUGAUAUAAAAGUAUCAGUACAGUUUACAGAAUUAUUUACAGUUUAAUUUUUUUUUGUGUGUGUGUGUGUAAAGUUUGUUUAAAGCUUGCGUAAGUAUUCACCCCCUACGUUGCUGUAAAAAUACUUCUGAUGGCAACUAAUUGAACAACAAGAGAAGGGUGCAAACACUUGUGCAAUGUUUUUGUUUUGUUUUGUAAACAGUUUCCACUUAAAUAUUCUAACCUAUUGUGUGUAAGAUUCACAACAUUUAUUCGCACCUAAUUUCAGUCGAACAACACAUGGAAAAGUUAAACGGGGGGUCAAUACUUAUGCACGACUUUGUUUGGAUUCUUUCGUCAAAGCUCUUUAUACUAGCGCGUGUGUGAUGGCGCUAAUCCGAGAUGGUCGUGUGUUUUACAUAAAUCGUGUGAGGGAAGCUGUCGUGCCGUCGCUCUUAUCAAAGAAGAACUAACUUCAUUGUUGAAAUGAACCUAUCCAUGUCUCUGGGUUGAGAAGAGAGGCACUUUUUUUUUUUUUUUUUUUAAUUUUUUAAAAUUUAUUAUUAUUAUUUUUUUUUAAACAAAUGUCCGUUUAUUGACUUGAUUGUGGGACAUGGUCUGUUACACUGUAUGUUAUAUAAAAUAUGCUCCUUUUUCAUAUUCAAUAAAAGGAUUUAUGACCUUU